Molecule: messenger RNA, 702 nt
Organism: Protopterus annectens (West African lungfish)
Lineage: Eukaryota; Metazoa; Chordata; Ceratodontiformes; Protopteridae
Gene: BAG1
Product: BAG cochaperone 1
Exons: 5
Coding region: 70-702 (210 amino acids)
Biological process (GO): protein stabilization
Cellular component (GO): nucleus; cytosol; cytoplasm
Molecular function (GO): protein-folding chaperone binding; adenyl-nucleotide exchange factor activity
Source: RefSeq, a predicted model, not a curated record
GCUUUGCAAAUUGCUGACACCACGUGGGAGAAUGUGUUGUAACAGCGGAAGUAUUCAGAAACGUAAAACAUGGCUGAAGAAGUAACUACAGUAACAGUUAAGCAUGGUGGAGCAAGUCAUCAUAUUAAGGUUGCUGCUGGGCCAGAUCAUAAUGAACCCACACUUGGUGAUAUGGUCAGUGUUCUAACACAAGUCACAGGAGUUCCUCCAACUUCUCAGAAACUGGUCUUUAAAGGAAAGUCUUUAAAAGAAAUGGACCAAACAUUGUCGGCGCUUGGAAUCACAGAUGGUUGUAAAAUAAUGCUAAUAGGCAAAAAGAACUGCCCAGAGGAAGAAGCUGAGCUGAAGAAACUGAAAGAUAUUGAGAAGACCUUAGAGCAGGUAUCCAAAAAGUUACAGGAGUUGGAUAGUGAAUUGUCUGGUAUUCAGAAGGUUAAUUUAGUUCCUUCUGCAUCAUUGCUAAAGUUGCUUGGACCAGUAAGACUGGUGGAAGUGUGGUUCCUUAAUAACCCUGGAGGAAAGGAGUUUAUAAGAAAACAUUGUCACUUCCACACUCAAAAAUAUGGUCAGUAUCGGAUAUUUACUGGGGGAUCUUCCUCAGCACUUUCUGGUCAUUGGACAGAGUAUCUAUAUCAUUUAAGCCACCAUCAGAAAAUGUUACAAAUGCUCAUUAGAAGGAUCUUUGCUACAGUGUAUUCAUAA